CCUACUUUCAUGAUGAGUAGAUAGACUUGUAAGUAGCUAAUUUGCUAUUAGAUUCCUUGACUCAUUCAUCCAACUAAAAUUCUCAAAUGCAGAAAGUUCUUAGUUGAACAGUAAAGGCUGAACACAUCUAUGACGACCAAAGUUCUCACGAGGCCUUGGGCAGAUAGGAACUUUCUAAUAUAAGAAGGGGCAUAGUAUUAGCUACGAACCUCGUAUAGGAAUAUCGAUGGAUCUUCCACAAUGGCUGAAGGAAUGCUUCCUGCUGUCCAUACUGUUGGCAUCAAUAUUACUGGUGCUUGGGUUCAAGUUUUUCUCAAACAAGAACUUCAAUAAACGAAAUCUUAAAACGCCCCCAAGCCCUUCAAAACUUCCCGUCAUUGGCAACCUCCAUCAACUUGGCAACGUGCCACACCUCUCUCUUUACAAUCUAUCCAAGAGAUUUGGCCCCAUAAUUAGCUUACAACUUGGUCAGAUCCCAACGGUAGUGAUUUCAUCAGCAAGAAUGGCGAAGGAGGCAAUCAAAAACCAUGAUCUUGCACUUUCAAGCCGACCCCAGAUAUUUUCUGCCAAACAUCUUUUCUAUAACUGCACGGAUAUCGCUUUUUCUCCAUAUAGUGCUUAUUGGAGGCAUAUACGAAAAAUCACCAUAUUAGAGCUACUGAGUGCAAGGAGAGUCCAGUCCUAUGACUUUGUAAGAGAAGAAGAAGUUGCUCGUCUGAUUCAGCGUAUUGGAGAUUCAUACCCUGGCACCGCCAACUUAAGCAAGAUGGUCGCACUCUAUGCAAAUGAUGUUCUUUGUCGUGUGGUAUUUGGUAGAGAUUUCUCAGAAGGGGGAGAGUAUGAUCGGCAUGGAUUCCAAAAAAUGCUUGAAGAAUAUCAAGAAUUACUUGGUGGAUUUAGCAUCGGUGAUUUCUUCCCUUCUAUGGAAUUUAUGCACACAUUAACCGGAACAAAAUCACGACUUGUACACACUUUUAGGCGCUUUGACAAGUUUUUUGACGAGGUGAUUAAGGAUCAUUUAAGUCACAAUAACAAAAAGGAUCACAAAGACUUUGUGGAUGUCUUACUUGAAGUACAGAAGAGUGAAGAUAUUGAAAUUUCUCUCACGAUGGAUAAUGUUAAAGCAAUCCUCUUGGACAUGUUUGCUGCGGGAACUGAUACAACCUUCAUUACCUUGGACUGGGGAAUGACAGAGCUCGUGAUGAACCCAAGAGUACUGGAGAAAGCACAAGCUGAGGUAAGAAGCAUAGUCGGGGAAAGGAGAUUUGUAUCAGAAAGUGAUUUGCCCCAGUUGCACUACAUGAAAGCUGUUAUUAAAGAAAUCUUCAGAUUGCAUCCUCCUGCACCGGUACUUGUUCCACGAGAAUCCAUGGAAGAGAUUACCAUUGGUGGGUACGCUAUUCCUGAAAAAACAAGGAUUUUCAUCAACGCUUGGGCAAUAGGCAGGGACCCAGAAUCUUGGCAAAAUCCGGAUCUUUUUGAACCAGAAAGAUUCAUGGGUAGCAAUAUUGAUUACAAGGGGCAAGAUUUUGAGCUAAUACCUUUUGGUACAGGGAGGCGAAGUUGUCCAGCUAUUGCAUUUAGUUCUGUAACUGUUGAGCUUGCUUUGGCACAACUCCUUCACAGCUUUGAUUGGAAGCUUCCGACUGGUGUUCAAGUCAAGGAUCUCGAUAUGACAGAAGUUUUCGGCAUUACCAUGCAUAGGAUAUCCCCUCUAAUUACAGUGGCCAAACCAUACUUUUCUGAGAUCAAGAGCUCGCAACUUUAAAGAAAGAUGAAUAGCAAUUUAGGCAAAGAAUAAAAUUUUCUGUCAAUGGUUUUCAUAUUGUAGACAAUAAGAAAAGUCUCGUAUGUGAUUACGUAGAAAACCUCAAUAUUGUCAAGAUUAUUGUCUUCUUA
Olea europaea var. sylvestris is the source of this 1899-nucleotide messenger RNA. RefSeq names its product cytochrome P450 71A1-like. Lineage: Eukaryota; Viridiplantae; Streptophyta; Magnoliopsida; Lamiales; Oleaceae. The coding region runs from base 227 to 1768 and encodes 513 amino acids. The transcript has 2 exons. The record is from RefSeq and is a predicted model, not a curated record. Gene Ontology annotation, molecular function: heme binding; oxidoreductase activity, acting on paired donors, with incorporation or reduction of molecular oxygen; iron ion binding.